CUGGAGAGGCCAGGGUUGCCGGGCGGACCGCGGGAACGCGCUCCGGGGGGUGGGGACGCGAGCUCACGACUGCUCAAUGACAAAUCGAGUCGGAACAGCUGGGGUCCGGCCCCAGGACGGGGCGGGGCGCGCGUGAGAACGGCGAGUCUGUUUGUGCGCACGGCCGGAGCCGCGGUGGGACGGGUCCCCCAGCUCUCCAUCUGGGCCGUCUGUCCGUGUGUCAUCGCCUCAGACCAGCAGGAUGGCCGCCAACAAGGGCAAGAGCCAGGGCUCCCUGGCACUUCACAAGGUCAUCAUGGUUGGCAGUGGAGGGGUCGGCAAGUCGGCGCUGACGCUCCAGUUCAUGUAUGACGAGUUUGUAGAAGACUAUGAACCCACCAAAGCCGACAGUUACAGGAAGAAGGUGGUCCUCGACGGAGAAGAGGUCCAGAUAGACAUUCUGGACACAGCCGGCCAGGAGGACUAUGCAGCCAUCCGAGACAAUUACUUCCGAAGCGGGGAGGGCUUCCUGCUUGUGUUCUCCAUCACUGAGCACGAGUCCUUCACUGCCACAGCCGAGUUCAGGGAACAGAUCCUCCGAGUUAAGGCCGAGGAAGAUAAAAUCCCACUAUUGGUCGUGGGCAACAAGUCUGACCUGGAGGAGCGGAGGCAGGUGCCCGUGGAUGAGGCCCGGGGCAAAGCGGAAGAGUGGGGUGUGCAGUACGUGGAGACCUCAGCAAAGACCCGUGCCAACGUGGAUAAGGUCUUCUUUGAUCUGAUGAGAGAAAUCCGAGCAAAGAAGAUGUCGGAAAACAAGGACAAGAACGGCAGGAAGAGCAGCAAGAGUAAGAAGAGUUUCAGAGAGCGAUGCUGCUUGCUGUGAGCCGUGAGCCGGCCAACGACGGAGCGCAGAGCCGGAGCUGCGGAGCAUGAGGCCAGAGGCGACUCCAGCCUGGCUUCGCUCUCCACAGCUGCAUUCACCGUCACUUCUUUAAUGGGACAGACGUCUGUGUAUCAGUGGCUGGCAGAAGUCACCUUUGUGUGGUAGAUCUGCUGACUUCGGCAGGAGCUUUGAGAAUCCCCCCCCCCACACACACACCCCAACCAUGACAGCCACCAGCUCUGGGACCUGGAGAUCCCAGACAGCUGAGUUGGGAUGCCAAGAGGAAGUAUUGCCACAGUAUCUCAUUCUCCCUAGUUUUAGGACGCGACCAUCUUUUGUUUGAAAAUGAAAAUGCCUCAUUUUAGCUGGGCAUGGUGUAAGGCAGGGAGGGUAGCCUGAGUUCAAGGCCAGCCUGGGCUACUUAGCAAGAGCCUGUCUCUAAAAGAAAAAAAUUUAUGUCUUAUUUUCUUAGGUUUUAGAAAAGGGUCUCUGGUAAGACCCUUUGUCAGUUCUUAUCAGUUUAGAAGUACACAGAAAAAUCUAAGCUCUGGUAAUACUGAAAAAACAAAAGGAUUCUUUUCUUUCUUUCUUUCUUUUUUUUUUUUUUUGUAAAGAUAAACUUCGGUGGCUUGGAAGCAGAAUUAGAAAGAUGAACAUCACUUGGGCCAGAUAGGCUGAAUCAAGCUUCCUGGCGUUUGAAGGGAAAGUGGGGUGUUGUUCUCUUUGUAUUUAAAUGCCAGCCAGGUGCUGGCCGUGGGCUUUCUCUCCUCAGCACCCUGUGUAGUGAGGGAACUUUCUUUGGGGGGAUGUAGGCCUGUCCUCAUAGCGGGCUUGCUUUUUCUGACUGGGUCGUGUUCAUAUCUUCCGUUCCCCUCCCACACCAGCCUUAUCCCUGGGUUCCACUCCGCUCCGCCAGCAGGGAACAGGCAGUCCUAUUAUUCUGUUCUUUUUCUUUCUUUUGAAAAAUGUGACCAGUUCGAAUUAUGUCCCAGAACAUAAAGCGAGUGCCAGCCCUGGCCCGUCUGCUCCCUUUCCGGACACCCACUGGGUAACUCCCAAUUCACAAGUAGGGGAAGGCCUUCACCUGCAGCUCCCAGCAGCUGGUUCUGAUGGCACUGAGAUGAGCCAGGUCCACAGGCUGGAGCCCACUCCCUGGUUAUCUGGAAGGGGACACUGGACAGCAGGCUGCCACUGAGCACACACACUCCUCCCGUCUUUCAGAAGUGAACAUUUCAUGUUUAGGUGCCGAACGUGAAUCUGGGUGGGGAGAGCAGGAGCCCUUCGCCUGGGUGAUUUUCAGAUGUUGUGGGAAUGAAGGUCUGAUCCCUGGAAACCGAUCUUGUGUCACUUCCAAAGAAUCAUGGGCUUUUUUAAAUAAAAAAAAAAAAUGCAAAAUACA
This is a messenger RNA of Peromyscus californicus insignis, 2261 nucleotides long. RefSeq names its product RAS like proto-oncogene B (gene Ralb). Gene Ontology annotation, molecular function: GDP binding; GTPase activity; GTP binding. Gene Ontology annotation, biological process: Ras protein signal transduction. Lineage: Eukaryota; Metazoa; Chordata; Mammalia; Rodentia; Cricetidae. Bases 242 to 862 code for a protein of 206 amino acids. Gene Ontology annotation, cellular component: plasma membrane. The record is from RefSeq and is a predicted model, not a curated record. The transcript is spliced from 5 exons.